Messenger RNA from Monodelphis domestica (gray short-tailed opossum), 5333 nucleotides. It is a transcript of the gene ZC3H7B, whose product is annotated as zinc finger CCCH-type containing 7B. Gene Ontology annotation, molecular function: miRNA binding; metal ion binding; protein binding. The record is from RefSeq and is a predicted model, not a curated record. Gene Ontology annotation, biological process: miRNA processing. NCBI's taxonomy places the organism in Eukaryota, Metazoa, Chordata, Mammalia, Didelphimorphia, Didelphidae.
UCUAGGCCGAAGCCCUGGGCUGCUCAGCGCUGGGGCCUUGGACCGGGAACAUGUUGGCGCUGCCGCCGCCGCCGCCUCCCCCUCCCCCUCCCCCGGACCCCCGCUCCCCUCUCCAAUCUCCCAUUUCCUUUGCGGCUCCCGGGAGGGGUCCGAGGCUCGGGCCUGGGAAGAGCCAGUCCACUUCCGGCUUGUGGAGAAGGCUGCCCAGGGGAGCGGGCCCUCCUGACAUUAUAAAAAGAAAUGUCGCGGGAGCAGGCUUGGACAUCUCCGCCGGGCCUCCCCCGGCCCCAGCAGCCCAAGCCUGGGCAAAGGCGGCGGCCUCGGCCCUUCGCCCAUCCCCGGGGAGGGGGCUGGCCCGAAGCUGGCUUGAGGCUGGCCAGGCCCCCCAGGGCGCAGGAAGGACCUGCAGGGAAGCAUUUUCUCCAGUUGGGGCAGCUCUGACCGAGACGGCGAGAGGGAGGAGAGAGGGACACGCACACACGCACGCACACACGCACACACGGGGGGAGGAGGGAGCCGCGGCAAUGAAAGUGACGACCUGAGCGCCCACAUGGACCGAGCCUCCUGGGCCGCGGGUGCGGUAGCGCUAUGCCCGCUUCGCCCAUGAAGCCGCGCUCCCCCGGAGUAUGACCGCUGUCCCCACCCGCUCCGACCCCACCGCCGCCGCCGUCCUGGCUCCCCCCUCUAGCCGUGCCGGAGCGCUCCGCCAGGCCACCCCAGAGACUAAUGGAGAGGCAGAAAAGAAAGGAAGAAAUAGAGAAAGGACUUCAGUUCAUCCAGUCCACGAUCUCACUAAAGCAAGAGGAUUAUGAGGCCUUUCUCCACAAGCUCGUUUGGAACCUGUUUGCUGAGGGCAACGACUUGUUCCGGGAGAAGGAUUUCAAGCAGGCCUUGGUGCAGUACGUGGAGGGGCUCAACGUGGCGGACUACGCGGCCUCCGACGAGGUGACGCUGCCCCGCGAGCUCCUCUGCAAGCUGCACGUCAACAGAGCCGCCUGCUAUUUCAGCAUGGGCCUGUACGAGAAGGCACUGGAAGACAGCGAGAAGGCCCUGGGGCUGGACCCAGAGAACAUCCGAGCUUUGUUCCGGAAAGCCAGUUCCCUGAACGAGCUGGGGCGCCAUAAGGAGGCCUACGAGUGCAGUAAGACGUGCUCCAUCUCCCUCCCCCACGAUGAAAGCGUCACUCACCUCAGUCGGGAGCUGGCCCAGAAGCUGAGGCUGCCCUGCCGAAAAGCGUAUAAGAGGCCUCAGGAAUUGGAGAGCUUCUCACUCCUCAGUAACGGCACGCCGGCUCCCUUGGCAGAUCAGGGAACGUCCAAUGGCCUCGGCUCUGUAGAUGACAUCGAAACAGACUGCUCCGUGGAUCUGAGAUGUCUCGCAGCCCCGACAGCCGCCUCCAUUCCUGGAGGUGAUAUCGCCCUCCUCUCCGAGCCCGAGGCCAAGGGCUCCACCACCAUCCUUUUCCCUCCCACCGCUGACCUGCUGUCCCCUCCGGAUGGGACUGGGCCCGACAGCGCCGAGGACUUCUCUGAUGGAGACGUCUUUGGGCCAGAACUGGACUCGCUGCUGGAUUCAUUGUCCCUGGUGCAGGGCUCCAUUCCAGCUGCUGUACCCAGUGAAAUGCCUCAGCGGAUCCCCGUGUUCCCAGGCGGGGCACCACUCCUGCCCCCGGUGGUGAGUGUCACCAUCCCUGUCUCCAGUCCACUGCCCCCCGCAUCCUUUGGCCUCGUCAUGGACCCCAGCAAGAAGAUAGCCUCCUCUAUGCUGGAAGCCUUUGACUCCCCAGCCUCCUCCCUGGACCCCUUGGAUCCUCUGGACCUGCUUCCAUACACAGACAGCCACCUGGAAGGCCUGGAUGGCUUCGGGCCUGUCCGGGGCUCCCUGGACACACUUGAUUCCUUCACAUUAGAGGAGCCCACGUCUCAGGACCUCCGGCCACCCAGCAGCAACGCGAAGCCACUCCCUGCACCAGCCAGCCUCAGUAGCACGAGUCACUCCCCUCUGCCCAAGGUGGCUGACCUACUGCCCCAGCAAGAGCCCGCCAUGCCCAAUACCGCCCUCCUCGUCAAGAACCCCCUGGCUUCCACCCACUUCUUCAAACAGGCCUGCCAUCUCUGCUAUCCUAAAACAGGCCCGAAGGCCGGCGACUACACAUACCGGGAGGACCUUGAGCACAAGUGUAAAAGGGACAUCCUGCUGGGGAGGAUCCGAAACUCGGAGGAUAAGACCUGGAAGCGGAUCCGGCCGCGGCCCACCAAGACCAGCUUCAUAGGCUCCUACUAUCUGUGCAAAGACAUGCUUAACAAGCAGGACUGUAAGUACGGGGAUAACUGCACCUUCGCCUACCAUCAGGAGGAGAUCGACGUGUGGACCGAGGAGAGGAAGGGGACCCUCAACCGAGACCUCCUCUUCGACCCCCUCGGCGGCGUCCGGCGGGGCAGCCUCACCAUCGCCAAGCUUCUCAAGGAGCACCAGGGCAUCUUCACCUUCCUGUGCGAGAUUUGUUUCGACAGCAAACCCCGGAUCAUCAGCAAGGGGACCAAGGACUCUCCGGCCGUCUGCUCCAACCUGGCUGCCAAGCACAGCUUCCACGACAACAAGUGUCUGGUCCACAUUGUCCGCUCCACAGCCCUGAAAUACUCCAAGAUCCGCCAGUUCCAAGAGCACUUCCAGUUUGACGUGUGCCGCCACGAGGUGCGCUAUGGCUGUCUUCGGGAGGACAGCUGCCACUUUGCCCACAGUUUCAUUGAGCUCAAGAUCUGGCUGCUGCAGCAAUACUCAGGGAUGACCCACGAGGACAUCGUACAGGAGUCCAAGAAGUGCUGGCAGCAGAUGGAGGCCCACGCGAGCAAAGCUGCCAACAGCUUGGCCAACUCUCGUGGGCCCCCAGCCAGCGCCUUUGACCUGCAGAUGAAGUUUGUGUGUGGCCAGUGCUGGAGGAACGGACAGGUGGUGGAACCCGACAAGGACCUCAAAUAUUGCAGCGCCAAAGCCCGGCACUGCUGGACCAAGGAGCGGCGUGUCUUGCUGGUGAUGUCCAAAGUCAAGAGGAAGUGGGUGUCUGUCCGUCCACUCCCAUCGAUCCGCAACUUCCCUCAGCAAUAUGAUCUGUGCAUCCACGCCCAGAACGGCCGCAAAUGUCAGUACGUGGGGAACUGUUCCUUCGCCCAUAGCCCCGAGGAGAGAGACAUGUGGACUUUCAUGAAGGACAACAAGAUCCUAGAUAUGCAGCAGACCUACGACAUGUGGCUGAAGAAGCACAACCCUGGCAAGCCUGGGGAGGGCGCUCAGGUCGCCUCCCGCGAAGGAGAGAAGCAGAUCCAGAUGCCCACCGACUACGCAGACAUCAUGAUGGGAUUCCACUGCUGGCUUUGUGGCAAAAACAGCAAUAGCAAGAAGCAGUGGCAGCAGCACAUUCAGUCCGAGAAACACAAAGAGAAGGUCUUCACGUCGGAGAGCGACUCCACCUGUUGGACCUUCCGCUUCCCCAUGGGCGAGUUCCGGCUGUGUGAGAGGUUCCAGAAGAAGAAGGCUUGCCCGGAUGGGGACAAGUGUCGCUGCGCCCACGGGCAGGAGGAGUUGACCGAGUGGCUGGACCGGCGAGAGGUGCUGAAACAGAAGCUGGCCAAGGCCCGCAAGGACAUGCUGCUCUGCCCCAUGGACGACGACUUUGGCAAAUACAACUUCCUCUUGCAGGACAGCGUCUAGGGGCCCCGGGGCCCCGGGACACCCAGGCCUCCUGCUUCCCAGGCUCGGCUUUUCUGGCCUCUGCUCCCCUUUUGGUCGGCCAUCCCCGCUCCGGGGGGCCGCAGGGCACCACCUCCUCCAACGAGUGGCCAAAAAGCCGGGCCGAGGAAAGCGGGGGGACGGAGAAGGACUUGGGGAGGCUUUCUCCCUCCCCUCGGGGUCCCCCUUCGGUGCUGACGGGCGACCCUGGCAGGGAGAGAGCGCCCGCAUUAUCAUCCCCAUUUCACAGAUGGGGAAGUUGAGAUUCCGAGUGGGCAAAGCAGCUCCCGAGCCGAUCGGUGGGCAGACACUCCUCGGGGCGCCGUUCCCGGGCAGCUUGGUCUCCUCGGGCCCUCCGCUGGCCCCCUUUGGAGGGGGCGGGGACAGGACCCGUCAGCCCACCAGCACCCUCGAGCAUCCACUAGCCCUGGCUUAGGGAGAUGGGAGGAGUGGUGAUGGGGGGCUGCCGAGGGCAGACUCUUCCCUGGCUUCCGCGGAGCCCCCUCCCUGCCAGAGCUCACCCUUAACUCUGAUACUGAUGAGGGCCAGCGUGCCGGGGUCCCCCUCCUGGCCCAUCUCUGCCGUGCUCCUUGGGAGGACCACAGCUAGGGACAGAGGGGCAAGUCACGUGCCUCCUCGAGGCCUCAGCUUCCUCAAAUGUAAAAUGGGGGCACUAGAUGGCUUCUCUGGUCCCUUCCAGCUCCAAGUCUAUGACUCCACGGCCCCACGUGAUUUCCCCUGUUUGCACCUCAGUCUCUUCAUCUGUUAAAUGGGAGGCUGAAAUCGAUGGCCUCUAGGGUCGGUCCCAGCUCCAAAUCUGUGGUCCUACCAUCUGAAGUCUCUUCCCUGGGGUGGGCCUCGAUGGCCCUUGAAGUCCUUUCCAGCUCCAAAUCUGUGGCCCCCCAUUCUGGGCCUGCUCCCCUAAUUUGACAUUGCUUGGGUUCAGCAUGGAUGGGGGAGGCCUUUCUCCAUCCUCUUUGGUCUGACACCCCAGCUUAACCUUUCACCCCACCCCCUGCCCGAUUCAAGCCUGGGGGGCCCCCAUUCCCUGCAGCCCUUGCCAGGACUCCCAACCUCUAUUCGGGCUGCUGGGUAAAGCGGGAUCGCCCCCGCCGGCCCCGUCUCGUCACCAGCCUCGUGUGUGUGUGUAUAUAUGUGGCCUCCAUGAUGCAUAUAUACACAGGUAGUAACUAUAUCACUCUAUAAUAUUCUAUAUGUGUGUGGUAUCCCCAGAGCUGCUCAGAGGGGGCUCAAAGACAAAGGCCUUGUUUGGGAGAUGCAGCAGGACCCAGAGAAAGGAGGCCCACCCCGGGGUCUCGAGAGCGAAUCCUGGCUGUGUGGCUCAUGAGCCCCCUCAUCCCUGGCCCCGCUCUUGGGGGGGGACCCUGAAGGAAGGCCCGAGAGGCUCAAGAGGAAGGGGGCCCGUGCCGUACAGUGGCCUGGAUUCGAAUGCUCCGAUACCACACUUUACUAUUCAAUAUUCAUAAGGCCUAGUAAUAUCGUAGACGUUUUCAUAACAAUUUUGUGGUCGUUCUUCUUAAAACCGAUCAGACAAACUUGCAUCUUUUAGCCUUUGUACUAGGAAAUAAAAGUGCACUUUAACCUGC